Messenger RNA from Anoplophora glabripennis (Asian longhorned beetle), 1121 nucleotides. RefSeq names its product leucine-rich repeat-containing protein 59. NCBI's taxonomy places the organism in Eukaryota, Metazoa, Arthropoda, Insecta, Coleoptera, Cerambycidae. The coding region runs from base 79 to 1101 and encodes 340 amino acids. Gene Ontology annotation, molecular function: protein binding. The transcript has 3 exons. The record is from RefSeq and is a predicted model, not a curated record.
UAUUGGUAUUGAAAGGUAUUGAAACAGAGUUGAAAUAACGACUAUACUUUUUUAUUAAAUAAUACUUCAAACUAAAACAUGACUCCGAAAAUCAAUGUCAAAGAAAGGUUUACCGAUGGCGAAAUUGAUCUCAGUAUGUCAGAUUUGGAAGAGGUUCCAGUUAAAGAUAUUGCACUGCUGAAAAAAGCGUAUGGUUUGGAUUUAUCAAAUAACCGGUUAACAUUCCUCCCAAAAAAUUUUCCCACCUUAACACACAUCACCAAAUUAGAUUUGAGCAAAAAUGAACUCAAAGAACUCCCUGAGGACUUUGGGAAUUUGACCAAACUGAAAUAUUUAGACUUGUAUCAGAAUCAACUUCAGCACUUGCCUCUAAGUUUCAGUAAAUUAAAAGACUUAAAAUUUCUGGAUUUAAAAGAUAAUCCAUUAGUCCCUACAGUGGCUAAAGUGGCUGGUCCCUGCCUUGAUACAAAGCAGUGUCAGAGUUGUGCAAAGGACAUAGUAAAUUUUUUUGUGAAACUAGAAAAACAGGUGAACUCAGAGCUUGAAAGCCGAAAUAAAACCAGGCAAAAACAGCUUGAGAUAAAUCAACAGAAGAAACAAGAGGAGAAAAAGCACAAGAAAAAGGAAAAGCAGAAGUUGAAGCAAGAAGCAGCGGUUACUAAGAAAAGUAAUUCUGUCAAAGAUAAAUCGGUGAAAGAAAACAGCAAAAAAGCCAACAUAGAAACUGGUAAACAGAAGGAAAGGCCCUCUUUUAUAAAAAAUGUUUUCAUCGUACUUCUCUUGACAAGUAUCAUACUUUUUGUCUUGACUUCAAUAAAAGUUGAAGUAACAAAGAAUGUGGAACGACUGACUGUAGAGUUGUAUGGUAGGGGUUUGGAAAAAUUGCCUCCAAACAUUAAGAUCUACGGCACACAGGGUGGAAAAUUUAUUCAUAAAUUUCAUGAAAAGACUGGCAAUAUAACGUUAAGUGCAAUUAAGUUUAUACAUGAUAAUGUCAUUUCUAAAGAUAAACUUGAUGGACUCUUUACGAAUUUGAUAACCUUAUUUGAACAUAUUGUUAAGAAAAUUAAAGAUGUUUAUAAUAAUGUGACAUCAACUUAAUACAUUAUAUUUUGCAUGUA